AUGUAAAGCUUAUUUCAGGUCUCGUUCAAGUAGUGUCCCACGGCGUUCAUCUUCUCCUUCUAAAGCCCACAGUAUUGGCCACUAUAUGCUUGGAAGAUCUAUAGGAGAAGGCACGUUUGGAAAAGUUAUGCUCGGAACUCAUAUCCUCACAGGCGAAAAAGUCGCUAUAAAAGUCCUCGAAAAAGACCGAAUCAAAGAUUCAUCAGAUGUCGAGCGUGUUUCACGAGAAAUAAAAAUCCUCAAAAUGAUGCGGCACACUAACAUUAUACAAUUAUAUGAAAUAAUUGAAGCUCCCAAACAGUUGUAUUUAAUCAUGGAAUACGUCUGCGGAGGUGAGCUGUUUGAUUUUAUAGUGGCUAGAGGAAAAGUCAAAGAAAACCAAGCAUGUUUAUUUCUGCAGCAAAUUUUGUCUGGAGUUGAAUAUAUCCAUAAACUAGGAAUUGUGCACAGAGACUUGAAGCCAGAAAAUUUAUUGCUGGACGAAAGCCGAAAUAUAAAAAUCGUGGAUUUUGGCCUAAGUAAUACUUAUAGGCCAGGGGAAACCUUAAAAACAGCUUGUGGGAGUCCUUGCUACGCAGCCCCCGAAAUGAUUGCGGGGAAAAGGUAUCAUGGGAUUACUGUAGAUAUAUGAAGCUGCGGUGUUAUUUUAUAUGCAGCUAUAUGCGGAUACCUUCCAUUCGAAGAUGAGAAUACAUCAGUGCUAUAUAAGAAAAUCAUGAGUGGGGAUUAUAAAUGCCCUAAAUGGGUAAGUUUCGAGGCCCAAGAUCUAUUGAAAAGAAUUUUAAACACCAAUCCAGAAGACAGAUAUACAAUUGAUAUGAUAAGAAGGCAUCCGUGGUUUUUAAGGCACGCAGAAGCAAAUAGUAUUGUAAAAUAUGACGAAAUAGUAGCAGAUGAAAAUGUCCUAAAUCAACUGGACCAAUAUGGAAUCGAUUUAGAAAACGCAAGAGAAGCUAUCAUUCAAGGAAAACAUAAUCAUGUCACAGCUACUUAUUAUUUACAGUUAAAGAAAAGCAAAGCGAAUGAAGGGCUGAAUCUAUCAAAAACUCCAAGUAAUCCUGCCCCUCCUCCAGCACCACUGCCAGUUGCUUCUCCGAAUCCUCAUCCACCAUUUAAGCCAAUUCCUGCAGAAAUUAAGCUUAUGAACCCAAAAAUCAAGCGAUUUUUGGAAAAUAUAAGAGUUGAGAGCACAGGUGGAAGCUCAUCAAAAGAAGCAGAUUUGGCUUAUAAAACUCAAGAUUUCACAAGGAGCUAUUAUAAAAGAGAAGGCUCCACAAGGGCAGGACAAAGGAUAAAACUCUAUUCGCAGUUAACUCCACAUCAGCCUAAUGAGCCAAGAUCUGUCUCAACAAAUCCUCGAGUAGGGAAAUAUAAGCCUAAAGAGCCAGAAUCUGCAAAGCCACCUGCUCCAAGAACUUUCAGAGGGAGACAUUUCGUGAAAAGGGAAAAAUCGCCUAUAUCAGCAAAUAUGGAAAAUCACUUGAAUCUCUCCUUUAACCAUAGUCCAAGAGCUACAACAGCUAUGGACUAUUUUAACACCCAAUUUUAA
Blepharisma stoltei is the source of this 1549-nucleotide messenger RNA. The record is from the annotation of a GenBank genome assembly. Lineage: Eukaryota; Ciliophora; Heterotrichea; Heterotrichida; Blepharismidae.